This is a messenger RNA of Guyanagaster necrorhizus, 1203 nucleotides long. RefSeq lists its product as uncharacterized. The record is from RefSeq and is a predicted model, not a curated record. The transcript is spliced from 8 exons. The coding region runs from base 1 to 1203 and encodes 400 amino acids. Lineage: Eukaryota; Fungi; Basidiomycota; Agaricomycetes; Agaricales; Physalacriaceae.
AUGUCAACCUUUGUGGAUCGAGAAUAUUCAAGGCGUUAUCCCAACUCAAGACCUUUUGCUUGCGGUGGACUCGGGUCACCCAUAUUCUCUCAUAGACUACACGCUUGUCAGUACAACCCAAAGAACACUGUUCGAGUUGGACUUGACGCUUUAGCAUAUCUUCCAAACCCCACGACUCUGACGAUUUCUGGAGACACCGCGACAAAUUGGCACGACACUCAAUUCCAUAGCUUCACCAAUAUCAUUGACUUCACGAUCGAAGCCCCGGCUGGUGCACACCUAGAACGUCAUCUGCACAAUUUCACGAUUAGCAACCCUCGUCUUCAACCCUAUAUUUUUGACAAGGAGACGGGUCCAUUUGCUCUUCAAUAUCUGGAGCUUUAUGGGCAGCUCACGUCUCUUACGUCGGUUUGUCUUUCUGACGAUGAUGAUGGGGGAAGCACCGCUAAGCGAGGAAAACUGGGAAAGAGUGACCGCAUUUUGAUCGCCCACCUUUCUUCGUAUUCGGGCCUAGAAGAACUCACUGUCAGCGCUUUUGGGGUGAAGUUCUUUCGAAAGGCUCUUCCUCGCCAUAUUGAUAUUCUCGCAAAACUCGUCUUGGAAUAUGGAUUUUGGGGCGGCUCUCCUUCGGAUUACGACUUUACGGCUGUUUCUCAGCUUCACAAUCUUCAGCAUUUAGAAAUCACCUUGCUGUCCAUAAUUCUAGCGGCCAGUGAAGUAAUGGUUCCAACGGCCGUUGUGUGGCUAGACCAUAGCGACUUGCUUACAUGCCCUCAACGCUUCUGCUACACAGACGAACUCAAAAUGAAUGUGGACAAAAUUAUCCAGCACUACAUCAACAUCGGCCAGAAUUGUCCACUUCCUCUUCGUGUCCACGUACACGCAUGGGAACGGAUGUCUGUCACAUACCACAUCAUUGGCGCUCGCUUCAUACAAGUCUGCUGUUUCAGGCACACGGCUGAAUCUCAAGAGCUUCCUUGUGAAACUGAUGGUAGACGGAAAUUGUUCAGGAUCUGGGCUGCUGGAAUGCCUUUCAUGUUCAUUCGUCAUUGCGCUCGUGGUGAUGAUACGCUGGAUGACAUGGAGAGCUUACGACAAUUUAUCUUUAAGACCUGCUAUAUUGGUUCUCUGAGCUUCGCGCGUCUUCGAGCGCUCGUGUCAGGCUGUCGGGAUACCCUUGGAGGAAUUGCUUCAAUCCGUUGA